Molecule: messenger RNA, 762 nt
Organism: Paramecium pentaurelia
Lineage: Eukaryota; Ciliophora; Oligohymenophorea; Peniculida; Parameciidae
Source: the annotation of a GenBank genome assembly
AUGGCAGAGAUUGAAAAAGAAUCAUCAAAUGAAUAAAUAAUUAAAGAUUAAAUAGAAUAGGAUGAAAGAAUUUAAGAGGACUAAUAGAAAAAUGGAGAAUAUAAAUUCAAUUAAGAAAAAUUUGAGGAAUUAGCAAAAUAGAAGAAUUAUAAUACACUAGCAAAAAUAGCAGAAAAAAAUAAAUCUUAAUUCAAAAUAUUCAAGAGACUUAAAUGGAAAGGCUAAUUAUAUUAAAUAAAUGAAUCAAUUAGAGUUAAUUUUUAGGAUAGUUUAAGAAUUGGAAUAAUUAAAAGAAUUGCUAGCAUAAAAUCAUUUGUUGAUAAUUAAGAAUUGCCAUUACUUUAAUUAAAUUGGUACUUUUCGAAAAUAGAUCUAGAUUCAUAAUGGGAAAGAUAUAUGAAAUGUUUCAGCGAAUAUGAAUUAUUCCUUACAGAAAUUUCAGAUUUCAUAUUUAUAGGUCAAAUAAUAGACAAAGUUAAAGUUUUAAGUUUAAAUGAAUAUGAUUCUUUUUUAGAUGAUGAUAUUAGUGGAUAAAAUAGAUUAUUUUUUAUGAGAUGCACAUAUAAUACUGAUAAAAAAAGUAUAAAUCCAAAUCCAAAUGAAUUAGAGAAGGUAUGCUUUUGUGAUAUGCCAUAAAAUCCAGAUUUAGUGUAUAUUUUUUGUGAAUCAUGUAAAAAAUGGUUGCAUAUGGAUUGUGUACAUUUAACUGAAGAUGAAGCAAAGAAUAUUGAAGAAUAUAUUUGUGUUUAGUGCAAUAAGUGA